GUACUUGCUAUUCUUGUCAAAAAUGUCUUUUAUGUUUUAAAGAGUCUUCUAUAUAUUCUUGUGACUGCAAUCAAAAAACAAAACCAAAAGCAAGCAAUCAAUCAAAUGGAAAAACUAUUAGAGUUUAUUUACGAAAAUAUAUAACAAAUAACUUGUCACCUAGUCAAGAAGAAUUUUUCAAACAAGCAGAUGAUUGUUUUGGUUAUAGUUCUAAUUUUAACCAAACUUUUAGUAUGUGCUUUUGUAGCGCAUGUCAUAGCAAAUAUGAACGUAUCAAAAAAGUUAAAUCGAAUACUACAGAUAUUGAAAAAUUGAAUACUGCAAACACUAAACAAUCGGAGUCUUCUUUACAUAAUAAUAGUACUAAUUGUGAUUCAGAACUUAAAUUCAAGUUAUUUGUUGAAAAUGAGAAUGGAAAUAUAUUACCUGGAAAGAGUAUUACGACUAAAUUA
Molecule: messenger RNA, 452 nt
Organism: Racocetra persica
Lineage: Eukaryota; Fungi; Glomeromycota; Glomeromycetes; Diversisporales; Gigasporaceae
Source: the annotation of a GenBank genome assembly